AUGGAGAACCAGGACAGCAGCGUGAUCCGUGUCUUUGUUGUGAGGCACGGGCAAACGGCAUGGAACAUCGAGAAGAUCCUGCAGGGUCACCAGGACAUUGCGCUGAACGAGACGGGCCACUCGCAGGCCAGACUGCUCGGGUCUCGGUUCAAGGACAUCGACUUCGACAUGUGGAUCAGCUCCGACUUGAAGAGAUGCAUCCAGACGACUCAGGGGAUCGAGGCCGCUGUGGGCGCCGACAAGGUGCCGGGGCAGUUUGUCAAGAGCCCGGCGUUCCGAGAAAGAUUCAUGGGUGACGUAGAGGGCAUGAAGAUCGGCGAAGCCAAGGCCAAGUACGGGGACGGGUUCCGCAACCGUGGCGAGAAGAAGGAGGACAUGAUUGCCCGGAUCUACAAGCGCUGGCUCGAAUGUCUAGCGAUGUGUGCGCAGGAGGGGUACCGGAACGUGCUGCUUUGCACGCACGGAGGGGUGAUCCGCAACUUCGUGAACUAUCUCUACCACGAGCAGGGGUACCAGCUCGGGCCGGGCAUGACGGCCGCCGACCUCCGGGUGCCGUACAACACGAGUGUCACUGUGCUGGACAUCAAGAGAGCUGACAUCUGUGCAGGGACCAUCGAGCGUUUUGGGUGCACCGAGCAUCUGGGCGAGCAGAAAGAGGUGGGCGACAAGGACUUGAGGUGA
Molecule: messenger RNA, 681 nt
Organism: Pichia membranifaciens NRRL Y-2026
Lineage: Eukaryota; Fungi; Ascomycota; Pichiomycetes; Pichiales; Pichiaceae
Exons: 1
Coding region: 1-681 (226 amino acids)
Biological process (GO): positive regulation of DNA repair; fructose 2,6-bisphosphate metabolic process; negative regulation of glycolytic process
Cellular component (GO): cytosol
Molecular function (GO): fructose-2,6-bisphosphate 2-phosphatase activity
Source: RefSeq, a predicted model, not a curated record